AUGUUCAAAUGGCCAAAACAAAGAAAACAUCGUGCUCAAGCAAAAAGGGAUGCUGAAAAAAAUGGGCAAACAAUUGAUCAUUUUUUUUCUAUUACAAAAUCUAAUGAAAGUGAUGAAAUAAGCGAAGAAUCUGAAGAUGAACCCAAUGAUGAUGAUGAUUAUUCCUAA
Messenger RNA from Funneliformis mosseae, 168 nucleotides. The record is from the annotation of a GenBank genome assembly. NCBI's taxonomy places the organism in Eukaryota, Fungi, Glomeromycota, Glomeromycetes, Glomerales, Glomeraceae.